CAAGGAAUACCUUGUGGUGAUUGAUGGAGUGUUUCUUACUCUACCAAGUUACUGGAUGUACCUUAUCCUUAUUUCAGGAACUCCAGGGCUCUGUGAGCUUUGGGCCUGAUGCUGCUCACGUGUGUGUUCCAUUGCAUGUCUGCUGAGAUGUGUACGCCCAAGUAUCUGUGUGAAAAGACAGUGUCCAGUCUUGGUGAGGCGAUGAGUUCGGUCUUGUCUCCUGCCUUGAGGUGAUCUAUCUCCUCCACGCUACACGGGAAGCCCAAGGAGCAUCUUGAAGUAAAACAACAGAAUGGCAUCCACCUUACGCAUUGCUCUGGUCCAAAUGGCUGUGGCCAAGGAGAAGACCAAAAACGUGGAGCGGGCCGUGCAGCUCAUCAAGGAGGCUGCCGGCAACGGUGCCCAGCUGGUGGUGCUGCCGGAGUUAUUCAACGGACCCUGCCGCCUCAAUGAUACCAAUUACGUGGAGCCCGUCCCCGGCGAGAGCACCGCCUCCCUCGGUGACGCGGCGAAGAAGUUUGGCGUGUUUGUGGUAGGCGGCUCAGUGCGGGAGAGGGAGGGCGACAAGAUCUACAACACCUGCACAGUCUGGGGGCCACAGGGCAACAUGUUAGCAAAGUACAGAAAGAUGCACCUUUUUGACGUCAAUAUCCCUGGUCAACUAGUCUUGCAAGAGUCCAGCUUCUUCACUCCUGGCAACACCUUGACCACCUUUGAGCUCCCCCACUGUAAGAUUGGUCUCGGCAUCUGUUACGACAUGAGGUUUCCAGAAAUGGCCCGACUUUAUGCAAAGUUAGGCUGCAAAGUGGUGCUGUACCCCGGAGCCUGCGGCAUGGUCACCGGCCCGGCCCACUGGCAGCUGCUGCAACGAAGCCGAGCCAUCGACAACCAGGUGUACGUGGCGAACGUUUCUCCCGCUCGCAACACAAACUAUUCUCACGUCACCUGGGGCCACUCCUCGAUUGUCAACCCCUGGGGGAAGAUCAUCGCCACUUGUGAGGAAAAGGAGACCAUCGUCUAUGGUGACCUGGACAUGGACUACGUGGAUAAGGUGCGACAAAUGAUUCCUGUCCUCAAGCAGAUGCGGUACGACGUCAAGUAAAAACAAGAGGCCAUAAGGUGUGUGUGUGUGUGUGUGUGUGUGUGUGUGUGUGUGGUGAUGAUCAACACUUGUCACUAUACUUUGUUUUUAUGUGCCAAAGGUGACCCCUGAGGCUGUGAUGGACCUCAGGGAUGGAGAAAUUUAACCCACUAGAAAAAUAUUAUUAUUAUUAUUAUUAUUAUUAUUAUUAUUAUUAUUAUUAUUAUUAGUAGUAGUAGUAGUAGUAGUAGUAGUAGUAGUAACCCCUAUAAAAGUAAUAUUCCUGUCAGGGUUGGCGGUUUAACCCAAAUGGUUUAAACCAUGGUUUAAACCAAUAAAAACUGUGGUUUAAACCAACUAAUAAAACUUUUUUUUCUUCUUUUCUUUAGUGUGUAUCUUUGUUAGUUUCAUAAGUGUUGUGGCUUUAACUAUAUGUAAGAUUUUAAUUAUGUACAGCAAGAUUGGCGGUUAAAACCAGGGGUGUCAAACUCAAAACCCUUCGAGGGCCAAUUCAUCCUCUGAAGUGCCGUCAUGGGGGCCAACAAGGGUAGAAAAUACAUUGACAAGAUUGAAGUUAUCGUGAUACCGCGGGCCAUUUAUGACUAUCCCGCGGGCCAUGAGUUUGACAGCCCUGGUUUAAACCAAAAACCCAUCAAUAAAACCAGUGUUUUUUUAUGUACCUUUGUUAGUUUCAUCAGGUAUUGUGGUUUCAAUUAUAUAGAAUUUUUAAUUUUUAAUUAUGCACAGUCAUUUUACUAAUACCAGGAUGAAAACAUCAGUUGGUAAACUCAAAUCUCUAUUCAAAUGCUGCAACUUCAAAGUAACUGAAAACAUAAUUUUGGUACAUUAUAUCUAAAUAAUUAAAUGAAUAAAUAAAUAUAUUUGCCACUUCACUAAACAGCAGAUAAAUUGUUUAAGAAAAAUCCUUUCCAACCAUGCAUACAGAAAAAUACUGGUAGCUAAAUUAUGUGUAAAUUCAAAUGUAGUACAAUGCUUAUUCAUACGUAUUGCUUUCUCAAACUUACUGAGCAAAUGCAUAUAACAUACAGUACUGCACUAAGCCACAAAAAUCAGGUAUGUGUAAUUUAUAAUGGAGAACAGCAAAUUUAUAUUCAUUCCUACAGAGCAAUUAUAUAUAUUGCAUACAGUACUAUAUUGAUCCACAAAAAAAUAGUGGUAUUUAAAUUUUAAUAGCAUACAAAAGCAUUAUAUUUUCCAUAGGCCCACUUGAGCUGUGGUUAUGCUAGAAACAACAGAACACUGCGUUAAGAAUAAGAGAGAGAAAGGAAACUAUCAACACAGUAAUAGGCAGUUGGCCUAUAGGAAAGAUUAUCUAGUCCACUGUCUAAUCUAAAUUUAAAUUUUUGUUUAAAAUCUUGUGAAGGAAAACUAGCUUCCCAGCCUUCUCUCACUCCCAGUCUAUUCCUAAGUUUUUAGUGUACCAGGCCAAAUGUGGAAAACAUUCUUUCAACACUUGCAGUAUAAGUCUGUCCAAAUUAACUUGGCCAAUUUGCACCGAAAAGCCCCUCCCCCGUACUGGCUAAGCUCCGCCCCCCUUUCAUCCGAUUGGUUGUUCAUGACAUCAUGUAUUGUUUUAGACACGUACCAAAUAUAUAUGAUUGAGAUAAUCUCGCUAGUUUCAUGAUUAAAAAAUAUUCGUAAUUUAAUUGAAUGACGGCACUCUAAUUUAACAAUCAAU
Messenger RNA from Eriocheir sinensis (Chinese mitten crab), 2780 nucleotides. RefSeq names its product omega-amidase NIT2-like. Bases 293 to 1102 code for a protein of 269 amino acids. The transcript has 10 exons. The record is from RefSeq and is a predicted model, not a curated record. Lineage: Eukaryota; Metazoa; Arthropoda; Malacostraca; Decapoda; Varunidae. Gene Ontology annotation, molecular function: omega-amidase activity. Gene Ontology annotation, cellular component: mitochondrion. Gene Ontology annotation, biological process: L-glutamine metabolic process; oxaloacetate metabolic process.